AUGGCGUUAGGAGCUGCAUCUGAGGCGCUAAAGAGACACAUCCUGGAACCUUCUUCCUUCCCCUCUUCUUUUUGGCGUGUUGCUCCAACUUUGUUCGUACAGGGCUGGGAUCUUGUACCAAAUGGGGCUAAAACCAAAAAGCAAAAAGGGAAAAUCGACAAAAAAAAACAUACAACAGCAGGUAUUCGCUGGUGGUCACCCACCCAACUACUAAUCUGCCGAUCUGAGGCUUGUGUAUGGCAGAGCGGACGGGAUGCCCAAUUCUCCUCAGUCUAUGGUCGUAUGUGA
Molecule: messenger RNA, 288 nt
Organism: Lachnellula hyalina
Lineage: Eukaryota; Fungi; Ascomycota; Leotiomycetes; Helotiales; Lachnaceae
Exons: 2
Coding region: 1-288 (95 amino acids)
Source: RefSeq, a predicted model, not a curated record